Molecule: messenger RNA, 396 nt
Organism: Caenorhabditis angaria
Lineage: Eukaryota; Metazoa; Nematoda; Chromadorea; Rhabditida; Rhabditidae
Source: the annotation of a GenBank genome assembly
AUGCGAUUCAUAGUUCUCGCUCUUCUCUCAACUUUCAUCGCAACAAUUUUCGCUGGACCAAAACACCCAGAUGCAACUGCCGAAGCCAAAAAAUUCACCAAAAGUAUUGCGGAACAUCAAAAAGCCAAAAACACCACAAUCAUCGAUCCAGAAUUCGUUGAGCUGUUUGCGAAUGGUACAACAAUCAAAAGAAAAGCCUUCGUGAAGUUUUUCUUAAAUGAGCCCUUGGGAUUAAAAUUCAAUACUAUUACUGGCAAAUUCGAUUCAAAAGGAUUGUUGCUUGUUCGAAGUAAAGGAAAACGAUCAAAUGCAAUUAUUGGAAAACGAAAUGCAAGUAUCAAAGGUGGAUAUAGUUUGUACAAAUUUGUGGAGGUCUAUCCAUGGGGUGAUAAGUAA